UGUUGUCUAUCAAGCUUCAGAGCGGCCAGAAAUGAUCUUGAGAGAGCUCAGUUGAUGGAGCAGGCAUUUCAGCAGGAAGCAUGAUGUUGGCAAGGUUGAAGCAUACCAAACAUAGUGUCGUUUUAUUGGUGGAUGACCGUAAACCUAGUGGUCUGGUGUAUUGUGACUGAAUAUGCAAAAGGGGGAUCUGUGCGUCAGUUUCUGGCCAGGAGACAAAAUCGAUCAGUGCCCUUGAAGUUAGCGGUGAAGCAGGCAUUAGACGUGGCAAGGGGGAUGGAAUAUGUACAUGGCCUGAAUCUGAUACAUCGUGACCUGAAAUCUGACAAUCUACUGAUUGCUGCGGACAAGUCGAUCAAGAUUGCGGAUUUUGGGGUUGCUCGUAUUGAAGUGCAGACUGAAGGAAUGACACCAGAGACUGGAACAUACCGCUGGAUGGCUCCGGAGAUGAUCCAGCAUCGAGCUUACACCCACAAAGUCGAUGUUUAUAGUUUUGGCAUCGUUCUGUGGGAACUCAUAACAGGGAUGCUUCCCUUCCAGAAAAUGACUGCUGUGCAGGCAGCUUUUGCUGUUGUCAACAAAGGUGUUCGUCCAGCAAUCCCCAAUGAUUGUUUGCCUGUCCUAAGUGAGAUCAUGACCCGCUGCUGGGAUGCUAACCCUGAUAAUAGGCCACCAUUCUCUCAAGUGGUCAGAAUGCUCGAGGUCGCAGAGACAGAGAUCAUGACAACUGUCAGAAAGGCCCGUUUUAGGUGCUGCAUAAGCCAACCGAUGACUACUGAUUAAUGCGGGAAGAGGAAUCUAGAAGCAGUAAGAACAGGAGUAAAGAAUUUGGGAAGCCCAAAAAACAGCUGAUUUUAAGUCCUUUAUGUGUAUCUAUUAGGCAUAAUUUCUUUGUUCGAUAGGAAAGAGACUAAGUUAUGAGAACUCUUUGUUUCUUUGUUGUAUCCUUUUAACCUCCCCUCUUUUCUCUUUUGAUUUAAGAUGCUGAUAAGUAGUAGAAGAGAGGGCUGAUGUGUAUCAUACCGGUCCUUUUAUGGCAUUGUAGACCUUAUCUUUUGUUGUUAUUAAGUUUGAAUGUAUAAGGUCCUGAAGAAGUUACUCUCUGA
Nicotiana attenuata is the source of this 1103-nucleotide messenger RNA. RefSeq names its product serine/threonine-protein kinase HT1-like. The coding region runs from base 133 to 780 and encodes 215 amino acids. The transcript has 2 exons. Lineage: Eukaryota; Viridiplantae; Streptophyta; Magnoliopsida; Solanales; Solanaceae. Gene Ontology annotation, cellular component: cytoplasm. Gene Ontology annotation, molecular function: ATP binding; protein kinase activity. Gene Ontology annotation, biological process: protein phosphorylation; signal transduction. The record is from RefSeq and is a predicted model, not a curated record.